UACCCAAGCAAUCGUGAGUCGUUCGGACAACACCCCCCGCUGCAUCGAAACAGAGGCAACUGUUCCGGUCGGUGGUGUUGCGAUAAUGGCUAGAUUGAAGAGUCCGCGUGGGCGAAUUACGUCAUACGCCCACCUGUAGCCUAGCACACAUUGAACUUUGCGACUACAGUCUACAUACCGGGUGUCUCCAUGAAUAUUGAGUUCCCAAAUCAACCCUCUAAAAUAACUUGAAUCUAUCAUCUCUCAGUCUAUCUUAGUCUCCCGAUUAUCACAUUUAUAUCAUUAUUUCAACAAUCAGUUGACGAUGAAGAACAAAGUUGAAUAUUAACGACUGCGGGGGCUAAAGAUUUUCUGAGUAAGCUCGAAAAGCUGAAAGCUUUCAGACUCACAAUAUAAAAGGAGGGAUGGAUAAAGUCAGAAGAAUGGAAGGGAGAAUGGUACUCUUGUUAACGUGACACGGGGUGUAUUCGAAUUUACUGGGGAGGGUGAAAGGCGGCGCCGACCGCACCCCGACGUCGCGACGUCAGUCGUCGUUCAAACGUGGCUCAACAAGUAUCUUUUCCUUAGAACGCUUCAUAACAGCUUAAACAAAAUUUCUCCAACAAUUUCAAAACUAAGUUCAAACAUUGUUUUUUUCCAUUCAUCAUUGAUUUUUUUUCCAUUCAUUUAAUCAAGGAUAAUUGUAUAAAUCAUUAUUAUUUACUUAUUAGAUAUUUAAUUUAUAAAAUUAAUUAUUGUUGCUGAUAAUCCAAGUUAACUGCUAAUUGGUGUUCAAUAAAAAUUGUUGGAGAUAAUGCGAUCAGAGGUAACAAACGAAGACAGUUUGAAUGAAGAUUGGACACCAAAAGAAGGACACUCAAGUAAGAGUGGACGAAAGACUUCUCGAAGGAUUGAGAGGUAUAAUUUAAGAUCUUCCAAGUCAUCUCGUACGUGUACACCAAGGGAGAAAACCCUCCGGAGACUUGAGAGUAACGAGAGAGAACGAAUGAGGAUGCACAGUCUCAACAACGCAUUCCAGAGUUUGAGAGAAGUAAUACCUCAUGUAAGUAAAGAGCGUCGUUUAUCAAAAAUUGAAACUCUUACAUUAGCCAAAAAUUAUAUUGUCGCAUUGACGGAUGUAAUUUGCGCAAUGAGAAGUGACGAGCAAUCAGCGAAUGUUCAAACUCCGGGAAUUGAUGGGGAGACAUCUGAUCGUAUGAAUGAUUGCCUCAAUAUGAACACGCCUACAUCAUCAAGAUCUUCUAGUCCGGAAAUACAGAGAUUUUGUAAUGGUAAUCAAGUUAAUUCACUGUGGGAAGAUAAUUAAAACUGUUCGAUAAUUUAUUCAUUAAAUAAUUACUAAGUCAUAAGUAUAUUUUAAGAUAAAUUUUAUGUAGAUUUUUUCUCAUCAAAAGUGCUAAGGAACUUCUCAACUUGAAAGCGAUCGAAACUUAUUCUAAAUCACUAUUUCCUUAGAUUCGAUUUUGUGAUAUAUUUAUUAAUUUCGAAACUCAACGAUUAAAUCAUCAAUCAAUUAGUAAUCAUUACAUAUUUUGCCAUAAAAAAAGGCCUCAAAGUAUACCGAAGAACUAGGUUGAAAUUUAUUUAAUUUUAUCAUUAUUAUAGUUAUGUUAUUAUUGAGUCAAUUAAAUAUUACUAAUGAUAGAAGAUAAAUUGAAAAA
Molecule: messenger RNA, 1661 nt
Organism: Chelonus insularis
Lineage: Eukaryota; Metazoa; Arthropoda; Insecta; Hymenoptera; Braconidae
Product: class A basic helix-loop-helix protein 15-like
Exons: 3
Coding region: 794-1306 (170 amino acids)
Biological process (GO): positive regulation of transcription by RNA polymerase II; axon development; sensory organ development
Cellular component (GO): nucleus
Molecular function (GO): DNA-binding transcription factor activity, RNA polymerase II-specific; protein dimerization activity; E-box binding
Source: RefSeq, a predicted model, not a curated record